GCCUCGAAGACGACUUGAAAGGUCGCCGGAGGAAAUUCAACCGCGGAGCCGGUGUCACUUCGGAGAGGGAAGGAGAUAGCGAGAGAGAAAAGGGAGGACUCCACAGUUGCAAGGAACCACCACCACCCCGCUCCAGCACCGCUUGGGAGGAAUCGCCUUUCUGCCGCCGAGUAUUUCCUCCCCCUUCCCCAAAAUGGAUACAGUUCCUCUCCUCUGGGGAUUCCUACUUCUCCAUUUGGCCGGAUCCGGAGUCAUGGGGCAAGCACCAGCUCAAUCGUGUGGGGGCCGUUUGAAUUCCAAAGAUGCUGGCUACAUCACUUCACCUGGCUACCCGCAGGACUACCCCUCCCAUCAGAACUGUGAGUGGAUCAUUUAUGCCCCGGAACCCAAUCAGAAGAUUAUCCUCAACUUCAACCCUCAUUUUGAAAUUGAGAAACAUGACUGCAAGUAUGACUUUAUUGAGAUACGGGAUGGGGACAGUGAAACAGCUGACCUUCUGGGCAAGCACUGUGGAAACAUCGCUCCUCCUACUAUCACCUCAUCAGGCCCAUCUCUCUAUAUUAAAUUCACCUCAGACUAUGCCCGUCAAGGUGCCGGCUUCUCUCUGCGCUACGAGAUCUACAAGACAGGCUCUGAAGAUUGUUCUAGAAACUUCACCAGUUCGAAUGGCACCAUCGAAUCCCCGGGAUUUCCCGAUAAGUAUCCUCAUAAUUUGGACUGUGCUUUCACUAUCAUGGCCAAGCCAAAGAUGGAGAUCAUCCUUCAGUUUUUAACCUUUGACCUCGAGCAUGACCCCUUGCAAGUUGGGGAGGGAGAUUGCAAAUAUGAUUGGCUGGACAUCUGGGAUGGUAUUCCUCAAGUUGGCCCCUUGAUUGGCAGGUACUGUGGCACGAAAACCCCUUCAGAGAUCCGUUCAACGACUGGCAUCUUAUCGCUCACAUUCCACACUGAUUUGGCGGUGGCUAAAGAUGGCUUCUCUGCUCGCUAUUAUUUGGUUCAUCAGGAGGUGCCAGAGAAUUUCCAGUGCAACAGCCCGCUGGGGAUGGAAUCUGGCCGCAUCUCCAACGAGCAGAUCUCUGCCUCCUCGACUUACUCUGAUGGCAGGUGGACCCCCCAGCAGAGCCGACUCAAUAGCGAUGACAAUGGAUGGACUCCUAAUGUGGAUAACAACAAGGAAUUCCUGCAGGUGGAUCUUCGCUUUCUGACCGUGCUGACGGCCAUUGCUACGCAGGGAGCCAUCUCCAAAGAAACGCAGAACGGGUACUACGUUCGGUCAUACAAACUGGAGGUCAGCACAAACGGCGAGGACUGGAUGAUGUACCGCCAUGGCAAAAACCACAAAGUGUUCCAGGCUAACACUGAUGCUUCUGAAGUGGUUCUGAACAAAAUCCAUGCUCCCGUGCUGACUCGGUUCGUGCGGAUCCGGCCCCAAGUUUGGCAUAGUGGAAUCGCCCUCCGACUGGAGCUCUUUGGCUGUCGGAUCACAGAUUCGCCCUGUUCAAACAUGCUGGGUAUGCUUUCCGGACUCAUCCCAGACUCCCAGAUCUCUGCUUCCUCUACCAGGGAGUAUCACUGGGUCCCCAGCGUAGCGCGCCUGGUCAGCAGCCGCUCAGGAUGGUUCCCACGCAUCCCUCAAGCGCAGCCUGGCGAGGAGUGGCUGCAGGUCGACCUGGGAGUCCCGAAGAACGUGAAAGGCGUGAUCAUCCAAGGGGCCCGAGGUGGCGACAGCAUCAGUGUGGCCGAGGCCCGAGCUUUCGUGAAGAAAUUUAAAGUGGCCUACAGCCUGAAUGGGAAAGACUGGGAAUCUAUACAGGACCCCAAAACAAUGCAGCCUAAGAUAUUUGAAGGAAACAUGCACUAUGAUACCCCUGAAGUUCGGCGGUUUGAUCCUGUUCCUGCACAGUACAUCAGGGUUCACCCAGAAAGGUGGUCCCCAGCAGGGGUCGGGAUGCGACUGGAGGUGCUCGGCUGUGAUUGGACUGAUGUCAAGUCUACUGCAGAGACACUGAAGCCCACUGUGAAGGGAGAGGAGAUCACCACCCAGUUUCCCACUGAUGAAGAGGCAACAGAGUGCGGUGAUGGCUGUGUGGAGAAUGGAGAUUUCCAGAUCCCUAUAGGAUUCAACUGCAACUUUGAUCUUCCUGGAGGCCUUUGUGGUUGGACGCAUGAUACCUCUACAGGGUUUACAUGGGCUUCCCAUUCUAGAAGCACCUGGACUAGCCAUUCGGGACCAGGCUUUGGGGCCUACCCAGCAGAUGGCACGAAUUAUUUGAGGUUGCAGAGCAGCGUAAGAAGAGAGAGGCAACACGCCCGGAUCAUGAGCCCCGUGGUCUUUUUGCCCAGGAGUGCCGUGUGCAUGAUGUUCCGGUACCAGGUAUCCGGUGGGAGCGGGACGGUGCUGCAGGUCCGAAGGGAAGCAGUGCAUGAGAACAAACUGCUGUGGAUCAUCAGGGAAGACCAAGGGGACGAGUGGAGAGAAGGGCGGAUUCUCCUGCCUAGCUUUGAUAUGGAGUAUCAGAUUGUGUUUGAGGGAAUCAUAAGCAAAGGACAUUCGGGAGAGAUUGCCAUCGGUGAUGUCCGGAUAGGCACUGAUACCUCCUUGGAGAACUGUAUGGAACCCAUCGCAGCUUUCCCUGGUGAACACACCUUUGAAAUUUCAGGGGGCACCCUUCUGCCAGGGAGCGAGCCCACAGUGGACACGGUGUCAGUGCAGCCCAUCCCAGCCUACUGGUAUUACGUUAUGGCCGCCGGAGGUGCUGUUCUGGUUCUGGUCUCCGUCGCGCUGGCCCUUGUGCUCCACUACCACCGAUUCCGCUAUGCGGCCAAGAAGAGUGAUCACUCCAUCACCUACAAAACCUCCCACUAUGCCAACGGGGCCCCUCUGGCGGUGGAGCCAACCUUAACAAUAAAACUAGAACAAGACCGCAGCUCGCACUGCUGAGAGUGAACACAGGAACACAAUAAAAACAGAACAGGAAUUAAGACUUCAGAUACGUUGCCUCAAUUUUGCACUUUUCUCCUUGCCCAGCAUAUAUGUGAACUCAAGACAUCUCUUUCCCCAGCCCUUUGUUCUUUUACAAACUCCUAACUAUAAUGCUGCAUCUUGGAUCGCGAGAAGAGACUCACCUCCCCGCUGUCUCUUUGAAAGUGAAUGCUCCUUUAUUUUGGUUUUUCAAAGACUUGAUUUUGGUUUUUCCCAGUAGACAACUUGCAAGGAAACUCGGUAGCGAGUCAGGAGGGGUAUGCAAGAGUAUAGGUGUGUGUGCUUGUAUAUCUCUAUCUCUAUCUCGAUGUAUGUAAGUGUGCAUGUGUGCGUGAUAUCGGCUGGAUGGCUAUUUGGAAAGGUCCUUUGGGACUUGCUUGUAACCGCUAAGGCUUUCACAGGGAGUGCUUUUUUCCUGCCCUGCCUCGUGGAAGGCCCGGAAUACCUUUUUAAUGACGAAUACACUGAUUUGUUUACUUGGAGAAGUGAACGAUGUUUUUUGUUGCCUUAUCUAGCUCUGGCUGGGUUUAUGUUUGAUAUCUUUAAGAAAGUCAGCAGGUUCAGACUGGUGGAGAAAGGAAAGGCUGCAGCCAAAGGAAAAAAAAAAAAUAUGGCAAGCAUAAAAGAGAGAGAGAGAGAGAGAGAGAGAGGAAAAAAACAAGAAAAGGGAGAAAAAAAGAGCCACAGUGGACGAUGGGACGUACCCAGAAAGGAUUGGAGAUGAUCAGAUCUAAGAUCUUAUAGUGUUUCCCCGCCCCCCCAGACGUCACGAAAACAUAGCCAUCGUUUUGGUAGUGGAAUUAAUCCCUCGACAAAACAAAUCUUUUUCAAGUUGCCUUAUACAAGAGAAGCUCACAAUGAAUGUUCCGUUUAUGCGUUAAACCCAGCCUUAGAGUCAUGCAUAGACAUCAGUACAUCUGAGGUUUUGGAAAAUGCUAUAGGUCAUAAAUCUGAGGUUUAUUUAUUUUGAUUAGUAAACCUCACUCUUAGCGAUGCUUUCUUUUCUUAUUUUGUGAGAGUAAGGAAAUUUCUUCCUUGUAUUUUUACUAGUAAUUUACAAAAGACAAAGAAUGGUUUCCCCUCCGUUUUCUCUCUCCAAGUUCACAUAAAUGGCUGACCGCCCCCAGUCAAUGUUGGCGGUCAUGUUGCUUCUUAAGAUGUCGGUAAUGACAUCCAUCAACCAAAACCCUAAGAAUAGGGCCUGCUAAAAUCCAGAUAUCUCUGCAUCUUUUAACGAAGGAGGCAUAAUGGAGUCCGCGAUAAGCCUCUAUCUAUUGAUUUGCUCUGAAGUAAUGCAAUGGAAAUGCCUUAUAUAGAUUAACAAGUGAUAACACACAAAGGUGGUUGGAAUUGUUCAGUCUGAUAUAUUUUCAGGCAAAAAUACAUCUCCACUGAACACAUUGUUUGCUUUAAAAAAGCAUUGUUUGCUUUUAAAAAAUCCAGUAAAGACUAGUUGUUAUAUGCUUCUCAAAAUUACUAUCCACCCCUUUUUCCUCAUGGAAACAGGAACUUGCAGUACAAGCCUAUAUACAUCUACUUGGAAGUAAGCUCGAUUGAGUUCAGUGGGACUUCCUCCCAUGUAGGUAUGUAUAGGAUUGCAACCUUAGAGCAUAGAAUUUUUGUGCUGGGGUGAAAGCCAUGGGUGCAUUCCAUUGGGGGCAUCUUUUAUACAAGCCCUACUAAAAUCAGUUUACUGAAACACUGGUGCCCCUUUGAGCAACUCCCAUUGAUUUAAUUGUGUAGGACAAAUUCCCAGUGGACUGAAUCCCAUGUAUACACAGGGUUGGCAUGGGUCAUGAAAGAGACUGGAUAUUCUUUGCCAGUUUCCCAAAGGAUCACUUUAUCUAGGGAUGUAGGUCACAUCCUUCCACCCUGUGUUGUUCAGGUAGCAUGCUCUAGUGCAUGAAGCAAAUUUACUCUGCCGAGAUGCUUGCUUAGCUGGGUUAACGCCACACAGUGCUGUUUAGUAGAGAAACUGGUUUUUUAAAGUCCAGAGUAUAUAUGAUUAAAAAAAGAGUGUGUGUGCUGAUAAACUACAUCUGGAAAGAAAGGAUAUGUGAGAGCAUCUCAUAUCAGAAAAUGGGGAGGGGGGCAGGCAACCCUCUUCAAAGAGGGCCUCUGAGCAAGGUGACUUCAUCUUAGGUCAGGAAAUAAUCCGGAAGUCACCACUUAAGAUGUGUUUUGUCAGCUCUGUGGGUCCCAGUAAAACUUCUUCCAGUGUGGAAGUAAUAUGUUGAUUUCUAUAGCACUGGUACUUGUGAUAGGAAAUCCCCCAAAUGAAGCAAUGACAGAUAAUGGUGAACUUGACUGUUCUAUCCCGCUGAUUUUCUUGAUCUUGCCCCUAACAGUAGUCAAGUGUAAAUAAAUCCAGCAGUAUUCCAGAUUUCACACUGGGUCGAAUAUGCCCAAUCUAGCUGUGUUUAAUCUGAUGGAGAUAGCCCAUUUAAAAAAAAAAAAUCGCCAAAGACUGCCCUGCCAACCCCUGAUUUUUACUGCCACCUUUCACCCCCCCUCCCCUUACAGCUGUGACAUCGUCAGCAUCACCCAGUUGCCUGUGUGUGAAAAUAUCUUGUGGAAUUUUGAAAUUCUUGACAAUGUAUUGUGUGGAAUGUAAU
Molecule: messenger RNA, 5598 nt
Organism: Elgaria multicarinata webbii
Lineage: Eukaryota; Metazoa; Chordata; Lepidosauria; Squamata; Anguidae
Gene: NRP2
Product: neuropilin 2
Exons: 16
Coding region: 194-2941 (915 amino acids)
Biological process (GO): vascular endothelial growth factor signaling pathway; axon guidance; angiogenesis
Cellular component (GO): glutamatergic synapse; plasma membrane; axon
Molecular function (GO): vascular endothelial growth factor receptor activity; semaphorin receptor activity
Source: RefSeq, a predicted model, not a curated record